Paramuricea clavata is the source of this 1536-nucleotide messenger RNA. The record is from the annotation of a GenBank genome assembly. Lineage: Eukaryota; Metazoa; Cnidaria; Anthozoa; Malacalcyonacea; Plexauridae.
AUGGCCCAAGCUGAUACAAGUAGUGUUACCAAGCUUCGAAAGGCAAUCUUAAAUAUUUGUCAAUAUCCACGAGGAUGCCGACGUUCUUCUGAUAUGAUAGGGAAAAUUAUUCCAUCAAUUGAGGACAAAGAAGGAAAAGAGCUUUGUAAAACCGUGGGUGAUCUUCUUGAUGAACACAUUUUCAACUCAGCUAACAACUAUUUCGACAGCGAAGCGCCUUUUCAACUUGAAGACAUCUUAAUCUCUGGGAGCCAAAGUGAAGGUACGCACAAGAUAAAUUUAAAGAAGGAGUCAUUGUCAGAUACCGAUUUUAUUCUUAUAUUAAAGAACAUCAAAGUCAUUCAAGAAGACCAAAAGAAUGGAAACCUUACAGUUAAAGAAAAUACAGCAUUUGUGAACUUGUACCUAACAGAUGAAGACCUUAUUAAGAUGUGGGCUGAUUUCUUGGAAACAUCGAGUAAUGCAAGCUAUGAAAGAAGUACUAAGCUUUCGUCAAUGAAACUGAAAGAACGAUUUCGAGAAAAAUACAUUAGUUGCGAACCAAUCUUUACGCCAGUUGCCAAACAAGAUGUUGAAGAAGUCGACGAAGGACCUUCAAUAGUGGUUUGUUCCCAAGCAUCUAGAAGAGCAACCAAUCAGUCACCAUUGGUGCAUUUCCCAGCUGAGGAAUUCGACUUUGUCCUUGCAAUCAAGUGCGACGGAUGGCCACUAUGUGCCCAAGAAUGGUUAUCUAGACCAAGAUGUUGGCCAAAUCAAGAUGUCGUUCAGGCAAUCGUCGAAAGUGGUUUUCAUAUUGUCUGUAAAAAAUCUUCUGAAGGCGACUUCCGGUUGUCUUAUUACAACGCAGAAACAAUCCUUAUUCGAAACCUCAGUGAUUUGCAGCACAAGACGUAUCGCGCUUUUAAAUCGUUCGUUGGCCAUUAUAAAAAUGAAUGGAGCUCUAACAUCAAGAAAAUCUUUUGUUCCUAUCAUCUUAAAACGAUCCUGUUAUGGUAUUGUGAGAAAUCUGAUCCAAGAGACUGGACUGAGGAAAGAAUUGUCGGUCAUCUAUUAUCACUUAUAGACGACCUGAUAUCUGCGUUGAAGGAAAGAAAUUUACCGAUGUAUUUCAUGCCAAAGUACAACUUGAUGGAACAAAUAGAAGACAGCACAGAAGUAGUUGAGAAAAUAGCAGAUUUACGCUUCAAUCUUCACUCGAUUACUGAGGCAAUAAUCUCAGAGGAACCCAGUGUUCUGGAAUGGGCGAACUUCGUAUCGAACUCCAUAUUACCUGGAUGUUCCCAGCCUUUCGAGAAAGGUAUUGAAAAAGGACAUUUUGACCCAAACGAUUUCCUUCAAUAUUUUGAGACGAUGCUGGAUGGUUACGAUCAGUUUUGGAUCGAUUCUACUGGAAAGAAACCAAAUGAAGUGCAAGGCAAAACAGCGUUCAAUAUGCUGCUUGAGCCAACGAUGAAGUAUAUGGACAAAUUUUGCGAAAGCAUGAAUCAUGUUUACAUGAACAAACCGUUGAAAGAAGAUGAGAAUAAAAAUCAAUAA